Molecule: messenger RNA, 705 nt
Organism: Ochotona curzoniae (black-lipped pika)
Lineage: Eukaryota; Metazoa; Chordata; Mammalia; Lagomorpha; Ochotonidae
Product: histone H3.3A-like
Exons: 2
Coding region: 100-510 (136 amino acids)
Cellular component (GO): nucleosome
Molecular function (GO): structural constituent of chromatin; DNA binding; protein heterodimerization activity
Source: RefSeq, a predicted model, not a curated record
CCGCCGCGCCGACGUCGCUCUCAACGCCAGCGCCGCCUCUCGCUCGCCGAGCUCCAGCCGAAGGAGAAGGGGGUAGGUGAGUAAGGAAGUACUUGCACCAUGGCUCGUACAAAGCAGACUGCCCGCAAAUCGACUGAUGGCAAGGCUCCCAGAAAACAACUGGCUACAAAAGCCGCUCGCAAAAGUGCGCCCUCUACUGGAGGGGUGAAGAAACCUCACCGUUACAGGCCUGGUACUGUGGCGCUCCGUGAAAUUAGACGUUAUCAGAAGUCCACUGAGCUUCUGAUUUGCAAACUCCCCUUCCAGCGUCUGGUGCGAGAAAUUGCUCAGGAUUUCAAAACAGAUCUGCGCUUCCAGAGUGCAGCUAUUGGUGCUUUGCAGGAGGCAAGUGAGGCCUAUCUGGUUGGCCUGUUUGAAGACACCAACCUGUGUGCUAUCCAUGCCAAACGUGUAACAAUUAUGCCAAAAGACAUCCAGCUAGCACGCCGCAUACGUGGAGAACGUGCUUAAGAAUCCACUAUGGGGAGAAACAUUUCAUUCUCAAAACAAAUUUUUUUUCCCUCUUCUUACCUGUUAUAUUGGUAGCUCUGAACGUUUAGGGGUGUUUGUUUUUUUUUUUUUGUUUGGUUUUUUUGUUUGGUUUUUUUGUUUGGUUUUGUUUUUUUCCCCAUGGGGUCAAAAGGUACCUAAGUAUAUGAUUGCAAA